AUGUACAAAGUAAGGGCCAAAAUAUACAAGGAAAUGGCCAAAAUAUACAAAGAAAGGGCCAAAAUAUACAAAGAAAGGGCCAAAACGUACAAAAAAGGUUCCAAAAUGUACAAAGAAGGGGCCAAAAUUGAAGAAUAUACGAAAAAUGUAGGGAAAAUAUACGAAAAAUGUAGGAAAAAUAUACGAAACAUACACAAAACAUACACGAAACAUAACGAAAGAUGUGUGAAACAAGUACCGAAGGUAAGUGAUCACAACAAUAAUAUAGUCAUACAAAAAUAUAUGUCGCAGGUUCUGGUAGCCGUGUAG
This is a messenger RNA of Plasmodium inui San Antonio 1, 309 nucleotides long. RefSeq lists its product as hypothetical. Bases 1 to 309 code for a protein of 102 amino acids. Lineage: Eukaryota; Apicomplexa; Aconoidasida; Haemosporida; Plasmodiidae. The transcript has 2 exons. The record is from RefSeq and is a predicted model, not a curated record.